UGGGCAAUUAAGAAAAGAGAGGAAAGUUGUGAAUAUCGGAUGGGUGCUUCCUUGCUUCUUUCUUCAUUCCAAACAUAUUAUAUAUAAGCCCUUCUUCUUCUUCUUCUUCUCCUUCUUCUGCUUCCUAUUCUUCCUCUCCUUCAUUUGAUUGAGGGGAAAAACGAAGAGAUGGAUCUUCUGAAUUCCUCUCUGAAGAACGAGGAGAGUCAGGGUCAAGCGGAGGAGGCUAAAAUUAAAGAAGCUUCUCAGCAGCCGCAGCAGGACAAGCCCAAGGACCAGCCAACGCCUGAUCUUUCUUCACCAGACACCACCAACAACAGGUUGGGGAAUGCGCCAUCAAGCGUUGCUCCAGCGCAUCAGCUCACCAUCUUCUACGCUGGAUCUGUCAGCGUCUUUGAUGCAGUUCCGCCUGAGAAGGCACAAGCAAUUAUGCUUAUUGCUGCCGCGGCCGCUGCAGCAUCUGCUUCUUUGAAUAGCAAGAACAAUGGCCAGCAGCAGCAGCAACAGACACAGCAGUCUCCUCCGAUGCUGAAUGCACCUGCUGCAGCAACAACUGCUGCUGCAACAGCUGCAUCCUCGCCGGCUCUCACAAGAUGCCUGUCCUUCCAAAGCUCAUCCACUGCAGCGGGAGCCUUGUCACCACCACCACAGCUGCUUGCUAACCCAACUAGCAACCUCUGCAAGCUGCAAGCUGAGCUACCAACUGCAAGGAGGAAUUCACUCCAACGUUUCUUGGAGAAACGCAGAGACAGGUUGGUGAGCAAAGCGCCAUAUACUGCAACAAAAACCACUUCAGAUGGCCUGGAAGCAGCACAGCUGGAGGUCAAGUCUCAGCUCAGCUGAGUUUCCCUCUGUGAUGCAAUUAGCUGCUGUUUUAUUAUAAUAUAUGUAUCUUCACAUUGAUGUUUAAGUGUAACAUACACUGCUUAUGUUAGACUGGGACUUCUACUAAGGACUCCUGUAUUAUUUAUUAUGUUUGUUAGACUGGGACUUCUACUAAGGACUCCUGUAUUAUUUAUUAUGUUUGUUAACACUCAAACAAUUAGACUGGUUAUGUUAUCCUUCCUACCACUUAAUCAUCA
This is a messenger RNA of Dioscorea cayenensis subsp. rotundata (Guinea yam), 1082 nucleotides long. RefSeq names its product protein TIFY 3-like. The transcript is spliced from 5 exons. The record is from RefSeq and is a predicted model, not a curated record. The coding region runs from base 169 to 843 and encodes 224 amino acids. Lineage: Eukaryota; Viridiplantae; Streptophyta; Magnoliopsida; Dioscoreales; Dioscoreaceae. Gene Ontology annotation, biological process: response to wounding; regulation of jasmonic acid mediated signaling pathway; regulation of defense response. Gene Ontology annotation, cellular component: nucleus.